Meyerozyma guilliermondii ATCC 6260 is the source of this 1254-nucleotide messenger RNA. RefSeq lists its product as uncharacterized. Gene Ontology annotation, cellular component: nucleus. The record is from RefSeq and is a predicted model, not a curated record. Bases 1 to 1254 code for a protein of 417 amino acids. The transcript has a single exon. NCBI's taxonomy places the organism in Eukaryota, Fungi, Ascomycota, Pichiomycetes, Serinales, Debaryomycetaceae.
AUGACCCAUUCCAAGGGUCUCGAUUCCGCCCAUAUUUGGCUAGAGGACGAUGAUCCCGGGGUGUUUGAGCAAGCCACUAUGGCGUUCUGGAUAGUGGAUGAUAACAUUUCAGCCGUAUUUGAUCAACUCCAAAAAUAUAUGGUGCCUUUUUCAAGGUAUCCGUGGUUCCAUUCUCCACCUAAUUUUGCAUUGCAUUCGUACAAUUCUAACCGGUACUUGUACGGGAAUCUUGUCUACGACGCAAAUGUUAACGAUGAAUGGCUUUUAGUGAGACUUUUAUGGGAAUUUCUGCAAACGGUAGAUUCGUAUAUUUAUUUGUGGGAUUCCACCGAUGGAGAAUUUGUGCUAGUAGAACACUACGAAACAAAGCCAGAAUGGCUCGAGCCUCUGAACUCGAGAAAUAGGUGCUGGUUGCACCAUGGAAAGCUAUAUUUGAGUCAAGAGGACUCUGCCAGGUUGCUGUUGGAAGAGUCUAUCAAGAUGAUAAAGGUUGGUCUUUUCGGUGAAGAAAAGCAGCUUAGUGGCGCUUUUAUAAAGCAAAUGAGUCUGAUAUCGAACUACUAUCUCGAACUAGUUCACGAUAUUCCAGAUAUAAGCUUGACAAAAGAAUUGGCUAGUCAUUUUCAUCUCCAGCCAUGGCUAGCAAGUAGAGCCAUUUUAGCAGCUUCGGAGUCGAAAAGUGUGGUUGAGUCCAUGGAUAUCGAUUCGGGAGAGCUGCCGUAUACUGUGGGCUUGCCGGCGCUUACAAUUGAAAUGGUGAAGUUUCAUAAUACUGGUUCUCUAUCCGAAAUGGUAUCACAGUGGCUCACUUAUGGAUACCAGAUUUUGGUCGAUCGGGGAGUGGUGGGCGACCAGAAACCAAACGAAAAGCAAGGGGCAAGUAGCAUUGAUCUAAGUAGAUCAUCUUACCAGAAAGAGUUGGUGCUGAGAGGUCGACUAAAGGAAAUUGUGCCUGAAAAAUUCGAAUUGUUCAACGACGAAAACUACGAGGCUCCAAUUGAACAUGAAGAGAUUGCCACACAUCUACGGGAAAUGCUCGAGACGACAGGGGAGCUCAGUGACCAGGAAUUGAAUGAAGACGAACCGGAUCUGGACGAACCGGACUUGGACGAGCCCGAUCUCGACGACUUUUUUGAGUACUUUUGCAAGCACGAGCUCAAAUUGUCCGAUGAACAAAUACAAGAGUUUGUCGCCAAAGAGCGGAGAAAACGGGAGUACAACGACGACAGCGACUAUAGGAGUGACUCAGACUAA